AUGGGAUUAUCACGGAGAACGGUCGAUACGGAGGCACUGAAAAGCAGUGGACUGCAGGAUUCUUCUAUCAAUGAGAAAAAUGAUGGCUGCGGCGUUCAGAUGCCAAAUAUUUUGAACAAGACGGCCUUUAAACCCAUAGACAUUAAGAAAAAAUAUCCUUCACUAUCAGAUAUCCAAAUUGCAACUGCUACAAAUGAAGUUUGCGAAAAUGGAAUUCGUAAAACAUAUGCGUUUGCUUCUGUUUCGGGUGCUGUGACUGAGAGAGAAGGAAAAACUGUUAAAAUAAAGCAGAAAGAGAAGAAGUGUCCUCAUAUUUCACCAACUAGCACAUCGAAAAAUACAUGUGAACUUCAACAGAGAAUUUCGUAUUCAUGGCAUUUGGAUGAAUCUGUGAUUUGUGGGAAUUCAUUUGCACAAAUAAUGGAAAAUGAACAAGCUCGACAGUUAGAAACGAUGCGACAAGCGCGCUAUCGUCUUUCCGAUAUAAACAUGGAAGAGCAAGCAAUGGCUGAGCUGACAACGCAGUACAAAGGAGAAGCUACGAUGCAAGGUGUAUCAAUCACAGUUAGUACAGAACGUGAGGUGGAAAAAGUAAAUGAUCCACUUUGGGCUGCAAGAUCGUGA
This is a messenger RNA of Brugia pahangi, 624 nucleotides long. NCBI's taxonomy places the organism in Eukaryota, Metazoa, Nematoda, Chromadorea, Rhabditida, Onchocercidae. The record is from the annotation of a GenBank genome assembly.